Symbiodinium pilosum is the source of this 3828-nucleotide messenger RNA. The record is from the annotation of a GenBank genome assembly. Lineage: Eukaryota; Dinophyceae; Suessiales; Symbiodiniaceae.
AUGGCCUCGACACCCGUCUCGUCGAUUGCCUCGUCUGCCACUAACGUGGCCGACGUUUUGGCGUCCCUCGGCAACGACGAGCUCGCGGCGGAGGUGGGUAGCUGGUCGGCGGAGCUGCAAGCUAAGGUGGUGGCGGCGGUAUCCGCCCUUUCUUCGACGUCGACAUCGACAUCGGCGUCUACUGUGGUCCGGCGCCGCAAGAGCAACAAGCUCGACGCGGCCUCGUCUUCCACGGCGGCAUCCUGGUUGGCCCCGGCGGUGGAGCCGGCUGACCUUUCGGCGGAGCUCACCGCGAUCCAGGAGGGUGAGCGCUCGCCGGCCGCAACCACCAUUGCCGACGACGAGGUCAUCAACUUCGGCGCCAUGCAGACGCGGUUGGGCAACCCGCCCGUCGUCGUGGUGGACUUCAGCGGCGCUACCGGCCCGGACCUUGGAGGGCCGGAGGGCAGCGGCGCAGACGCAGGCGGCCACGGCGGCGCACGUCGACCGCUACGGCUUUCUUGGCGGCUGCUGGCGGCGAUGGAGGCCCGACCUCGGGGGGACAAUAUCGACGCUUCGUCUGCCUCGUCGCCCCAUCCCGGCGGCCCAGAGCCGCGCGAACAGGUCGACGACUAUGCCGAAAGGUCGGCGACCGUCCUGGCGCAGCGGAGCAGUCUGACUGAGCUCCAGCGCCAAAUCGCGGCGGAGAUGUCCGACGCGGCGCAGGAGUCCAAUGCGGUGGUCUUCGUGCGCGCGUCGUUAAAGGCGGGCAACUACCGCUCCGCCCAGAAUUACUUCGACGACGCCUUCCGACACCAGGAGGUCCACCUGCAGACGGACGUCGACCCCAGGGUGGUCAAGUCCAUCGUCAUAGCCCUGCCGGGCGCCCGGUUGAAGGAAGUGUUUGCCCUCGGCUGCCUCGACCGGCUCGUGGUGCUGGCGGCCGGCACGCCGUUCUCGGUCGAGGACGUCGCCCACAUGGCCGACGUGGUAAUCAUCGCCGCUUGGAUUAUGCUCAGGGAGAUUGAGCUGGGAUCGGCGUUGCUCAAGGACCUCGGCCUGACGACCACCCACGUGGCCAUCGACGUGCCGCUCCACAAGACGGCCCCCGGCGGCGAGUGUGUCAUGACACGCCGGCGCCUUGAGUGCGCGUGCGGCGUACAGGUACAACCGCUGUGCCCCUUCCACGCGGCUCAGCGCCACCUACUUCGGCUGCGGCUCCGAAAUUGCACCGGGCAGGACGACCCGGUACUGCCGGCGCAGGACGGCGGAUUUAUGCCGAAGCACGCCGUGAUCAACAAGUUCCGACAGGUGCUGCAGGCGGCCGGGAUCGAGCUGACGUAUGUGGACCCCAACGACAGACAGCGGACCUCGCCACUGGCCCUGGCGCCCGGCGCGGCGGCGGCGGCGUCGCCCAACGAGGCCGACCUUGAGAGGGCCGAGUGGGUGACCCUGCGGUCGUUGGUGUUAUGGGGCCAAGAAUUUUUACCGGCUGGACGGGAUGCCUCCCGGAGCGGACGCCUGCCUCCGCUGCUUCCCGCCGGAGGCGGAGCCGGCCGAAGACGCCGUGCCGCCACAGGCGGGCAAGAGGUACGACCAGAGAAAGUUGUCCUCAGUGGCCGAGUCCUCGGCGGAGUCCGGUUCAGACGCAUCAGCGACCGUGGAGGUCGACUGACUUCGGCAGAGGCCGACCUAUGUGAUGCCCGCGACCUCGUCGCAGUUUUGGAUCUUAAGUCGGCCACCCACCCUCCCGUCGCCCCUCCUGGCUACGGCUUCGACUCCGGCCCCCCCCUCGUCAACUACCUGACGGCGAAAGGCUUGGACCGCACGGCGACCCUCGCGCUUAUCGUCGACAACGUCGCCGACUUGGUCCACCAGGUCGUGGAGCCCUUCACGGCGGGGUGCACCAUCAACGGCGCGCAGGCACCGUCCUCCACGCCAACGACGACGGUGACUUCGACGGGCGUGGCGGUCGACCCCGACGACAAGAUCCCGAAGACGUUUGCCCACUGCGCCACCCAGAUCGACGUCUACAACAACCGCCUCCUCGACGGUAAGAAGCGGCGCUUCCUCGAGAACAUGCUCGCCGGCGCGGAGUCCCUGGCCAGGGUGUGGCAUGAACACACCAAAACCAAGGCGUGCACGCCGAUCAGCCUUGGCGAGAUCCUCCAGAAGCGGCUGUUCACGGCGUCUGGCGACGUCAAUCCGCUGACUCUGCCCAGACAGGGCUCCUCGGCAACAGCCGGCCAGGCGCUGCGGCUCGUGAAUGGCGAGGUGGUCUCGGGUCAGUGGGCGCCCCGGUCGUUGCUGGCGAUUAUCGACGGUGUCGACGCUGCCAGGUGGGCCCUCAUACUCGUCGAGGUCGGCAAGGAGGAGGACAUUAACGCAUUCGCCGACUGGUUCGUCGCCAAAGCCCGCAGCAAUCCUACCAAGCUCGACCAGGUGAAGCGGCUGUGGCUGGAAGCGUCGUGGGCCAUAGCCCUGGGGAUGCGGGCCGGCAAGACGUUCAAAGAGAUGGCCGCCGAAGUCGUGGCCGACACGGCGAUGGUGAACGAGGCCAUGGCGUACGUCGAGCCGGCGCCGAAGCGCAACCCCGCCAACGGCAGCACCAACGACGAUGACUUCCAGCCCAAUGCGCCGCGCCGCGCUCGCGGCGGGAACCGCCAGUAUAGGCGCAGGAACUAUGACGACGACUACCGAGGCGGUCAGCCGGGAUCGACAGGGCAUCGUGCAGACGAUCGCGACGAUUGGAGAGAAGACCGCCGAGAUGACCGUCGCGGAGACCGGGGCCAGGAUUGGCGGCGCGGCGGCGGCAAGGGCUACCGCCAGCAGUACCAGCAGUGGACACACGACGAUGAUGGCGCCGGUGGGAAUCGUGGGGGCAAUAGACGGGGCCCACCGGCGGCAACAAGCGCAAGGACGACCGCCGCUAGGGACAGCGCGGGGCCUCGUCAGACGACGAGGUACCCGACCCUUCGGCCAAGCGAGUUCGACUCCGACAGCGCGCCCCCGACGGCAGGGCGGCGUUCGCGUGGGAGAUCGACGGCGCUUGCCGCAGGGUGGUCGAGGAGCGCCUGCCCUGGCUCCGGCAGCGGGGGGGACUUGACCAAAGACUCGGCGGACGACAUCGCCGGCAUCGUCGAGCAGGUCGACCCCGACGGCGCGGCGAUCAUCAUCAUCACUAUGGCGCCGCCCUGCCAGGACUUCAGCCUGAUCCGGUCCGACGGUCCUGGGCACAAAGGUAAGAACGGCGGCCUCUUCCUAAAGGCGAACGGCUUUGUCGACGACAUCAAGCGGCGCCUGCCACGGCGGAAGUUCGGCACUCUCGCCGAAAACACCACCAUGCGGAAAGAGGACCCGGCGACGGGCGCCCACCUGGUUUGGUCAGUCCAGAACGGCUGGGACCGCCUGCGGCUUGAUGCGCACGGCUGUCGACUGACGACUUCGACCUGGCCGGCCUCAAGUUCCACCCUUCGGUCUUCUCCGGCAGGCGGUGCAUACCAGACGAGAACGGCAGACCGGCGCCUCGCAACCAGCGGGGCUCCAUUCCGCCCGACGCCAAGGACAGUUCGCCCCUUGGCACUAUGUCAGGGAGGCGCUCAUGGAGGACUGGUGGUGCCUCCCCCGACGUCAAAGAGCGCCCGCGCCGGAACACGGCGUGGGCCCAAUCAUAUUUUGGCAGCUUGCGGCCGACGUGGUCCGGUUCUAGAGCCAGCGUGGGAAUUUUUGCUCGUCGUCCGGGGCCAACUCCGCCACGACAUCCUCAGGAUCCGGCGGGAGGUGCGGCAGGAAAUCCAGCUCAUCGAGGAGGGCGAGGAAGACCUCGACGAGUGGCUUAAGCACCGACCG